CGGCUUGUCAACGAGAAAUUUCUCUUCAGUUUUGAUAGAGAUUUGUCCUAAAGAAAAGUUAGCGCUGGGGUGGGGGGGGGAGAGGGCUCCUACAUCUAUGGGGGAGUGGCGUCCGGACCCAAUAUCCUUACAAGUGGAAGCAUCAUCCUUGCUCCUUUCAUUUCAUAUUACAUGAAGUUUCCACUACAGUUCAUAAUAUUGGCCGUUUGGGGUGUUAAAAUGGCGGAUUUAGGAGUGAAAAGAGUGAUAAAAAUUGCUUUCAUUUCAAGAAUAUUUUCGCUUCUGUUACAGGUAACAUAACAUGACUCAAUCACGGUACUAGUUAUAAUAUUUUAGAUCUCGCGUACAAUCUGCUUACAACUUGAGUUGCACGUCUUACUGUGUAAAAUCAAGCACACAACUCGCCCGCGUUGUCGCAGACUCGCAGUUGAUUUAUACCGUGAGUUGUGUGCUUGAUUUUGCUUGAUUUACGCAGUACAACUCGAGUUGUAAGGGACUGGUUAUUAAUUACAGGGGGAGGGAGGCCGGUGGAAAAAGAGGGGGGGGGCAGGUAUUUUUGUGCAUGAAAAAAGGUGGGGCCAAAAAUUUUUGGACAAUAUAAAUACCUGCCCUCACCCCUUGUUACCCUGUCGUGCCAUAAAACCUACAGAUAUUAAAAAAUAGAGAGCAGUAGAACUGUACACCAACACAACACCAUUUAUUAAACUGAUUUCAACAUAAACAUGUACAUUGGAACAGCCAUUGACUCAAUAAAUGGUAAAGAAUAUAUAAAUUACGAUACAUGUAUAUAGGCCGGGGGGGGGCAACAACAUUUUAACAUCUAAUUUUUCAUUUCCACCAGCCCCCCUGUAAUUAAUGACCGGUCCCUAAACAGGUUGUAUGCAGCAGUUUUGGCAAAAGUUGUGCAAUGUAAAUAGGCCUUUAUAUUUUGUCUCUUAUGGUAUUAAAAUUAAUAUGUAUUUAUUAAUGGAGCUUCAUAGACCAGAAAAUAUUUAAUGCACUGUCAUUGAUUGCAUAUCAGCCAUGCAUGCAUUAAUAGAUGGAGUACAAUAUAAUAAUGUAGGGUGCAUUAGGGCACAAUGCAACUAAAUAGGUAGACUUUCCAAAGUCCUUUCCAGACCCUUCUAUGGCGCGCUUCGCUUGUUCCCUCCCCCACGCCCUCCCUCCCCCAUGGUCGACUUGUGGCAAGUCUACUAAAUAGGUUGCCAGGACACUUGGGCAGAUUAACCCAUUAAGCACCAGCACUCUCCAAUUGGUGAGUAAAAUCGUCUGGCAUUAGACAGAGUAAAAUAAUAAAGUAGGGUGCUUUGGGAUGCAAUACAACUUAGUUAAUAAGUUAACAAGACACAUGGGCAGAUAAUCUGAUCCCUUGACAAAUAAAGUCAUCUGUCAUUAGACAGAGUAAAUUAAUAAUACGUAACAUAGGGUGCAAUGCAACUUAAUAGGUUAGUUACCUGACCCCAUGGCCGGAUUUGCACCUCCCCUGGGAAUUUUUGCACCUCCCCUGAAAAGUCGUGCAUCUCCCCUUGGGGACGUUUCAAUGAUGGAUCAACGUGAAAAUCUUUUGGUUGCUCAGGGUCUACACAUCGUAAGAAAGUUUUUCCUGUAAAAUUGAAACAGUGAUACAGUAGCCAUUCGUCUACGUGUCAAGUGCCCUUUUAAUGCACUGUUUUGAACAAAUUUUGUAGUAAUUGUAAUGAAGGGCAAAAUUGGAUGAGUUAUACAGUCAUUCAUUAAUACACUGGAUACAUAUGUACACCACACGCAUAUGUCACGUCAUUGACGUUGGCCCGUUCUAAGCACUAACUUUCCAUGGGGGUCGUGAGCUAGACCGCUGCACCUCCCUAAAUUGUUUUCCACAUCCCCCACUAUUUCCACCAAAAUCCAGCCUUGCCUGACCCAUUGGUUCAUGUUUUCUUGUUCUAGAAUGUAUCAAACAACCUACUCGUCGACUACGACACUUCGGUGGAACACUACCCCUGUCACCCUAACACCACCAACAGACCAUCGCACAAACAAAAUACCAUCAUCGACCAACUCAUCUCGUCAAGCCUCGACGGGCUCUCAAAAUGGGACGCUGUAUACUUCCUUGAUAUUGCACGAAAUGGCUACCAGUACGAACAGAACAUGGCCUUUUUUCCUCUGUUUCCUCUAAGCGUUCAUACUUUUGGACUUAUCUUAACACCCUUAAAACUUCUACUAAAUCUUAGUGAUAGAUCGAGGCUCUUACUUUCAGCAAUGUUUGUUAAUACCGUUGCAUUUACAAUAGCUGCUGUUGGUUUGUACAAACUAACCCAGACUAUAUUUCACAGUUCAAAGCUAGCUCAACGAGUCGUGGUCUUAUUCUGUUUCAAUCCAGCAAGCGUAUUUUUCUCAGCUGCCUACUCUGAAAGUAUCUUUGCGAUGACACAGUUUUGGGGCAUGUUAUUUCUCGAACGAGAUCACCAUCUUACCUCGGCUCUUAUAUUCGCCCUGGGAACAACGGCACGGUCAAAUGGUUUAAUUUCAUGCGGGUUUAUUGGCUACAAAUGUCUUCAAGAAAUAACCCCUUUAUACCGUCUAUUCAUGCUAAAAGGCGAGCGAAUACGACCAAAGACUGUGGUUUUAAAGUCUCUAAAAGUUACAUCCUUUUUAUUCAUAAUUAUUCUGCCAUUUUUGCUAUUUCAAUAUUACGGUUACCAUUUGUUUUGCAAAAAUCCUCAAUUUUCCCCUUGGUGUGAUCAUUACCUACCCAUACCUUACUCCUACAUACAGAAACAUUACUGGAACGUAGGAUUUUUGAAAUACUACGAAUUAAAACAGGUGCCAAAUUUCGUCCUUGCCUCGCCUGUCGUGGUUUUGUCAGUAGCUGGUGUUUAUGAAUAUUUGGCACGUCAAACCAAGAAAGAUAUUUUGUCCUUGGGGCUUUGGGUGGUAAAGAAGACGAAUUCUUUGAAUAUCUUUGUUUAUGUGGUUCACUUGGGAUUUCUGUUGGCGUUUGGUAUCGCUUCGAUUCAUGUUCAGGUGAAGUGGUACAUUCUAUUUACUGUGGCUAUGCAAAGUACCCUUAUACAAUGUUUCCUGGUUUGCCCACCUUUGGGAAACAUGGCUAGGAAAAAAUGUUUCCUGGUUUGUCCACCUUUGGGAAACAUGGCUAGGAAACAAUGUUUCCUGGUUUGCCCACCUUUGGGAAACAUGGCUUAGAAACAGUGUUUCCUGAUUUGUCCACCUUUGGGAAACAUGGCUAGGAAACAAUGUUUCCUGGUUUGCCCACCUUUGGAAAACAUGGCUAGGAAACAGUGUUUGUCCAUCUUUGGGAAACCUGGCCAGGAAGCAAUGUUUUUUGGGAAACACAGUGGCGUAACUACUAUGGGCGCGGACCGGGCGAACCCGGGGCCCCCCAACCCCAAUGGCCCAAAUGAGGGCCCCCAGGUUCAGGCUGUAGAGCAAAAACAUUGGCCAGGGCCUCUGAUAUGUCACAAUGUCGUUUUCUGACCAUCAGAAUCUGUAAAAUCUCACCCCAAAGUCGGGGAAAUGCCAUUUCAGAGCUUCUAGAUUCAACAAUUUUCCGGGUGAGCAUGCCCUGAACCCCUAGAAAACUUGUGCAUAUACGGCGCUCAACUCGUGCCUUUGGCACUUCUACUAGGGGGGGGAGCCUUCGAAACUUUUGAACCGGGGGCCCCCUGAUAUAACGUUACGCCACUGGGGAAACAUGGCUAUAUAUAGGAAACAAUGUUUUCUUAUAUAUUUUUCAGGUAGUGACUCGCUUCAUUUUGUCUUCAUCUCCAAUGGUCUACUGGAUAGCCGUAUCCUGGGUAACACCGCCAAGUCGUGACGACAGCAAGAUUCAUUCUAAUCUCAAAGCAAACUUUGUUUAUAUCUAUUUUCUCCUAUUUUACUGCUUGGGAUAUUUACUUCAUUGUAAUUUUUACCCUUGGACAUAGUUUCUAAUAUGAAACAUGAAAUUCUUCUUGUAUCUGCCCCGUACCCAGACGCCCCUUCGCCCAUCUAUUCCCACUACAAUACUUCAUGUAAACUCGUCCUAUGCGCAUCACUGUUUUUUUCAGUGGCGAAGCCAGCCAAAAAU
Paramuricea clavata is the source of this 4066-nucleotide messenger RNA. NCBI's taxonomy places the organism in Eukaryota, Metazoa, Cnidaria, Anthozoa, Malacalcyonacea, Plexauridae. The record is from the annotation of a GenBank genome assembly.